This is a messenger RNA of Priapulus caudatus, 1354 nucleotides long. Its product is annotated as aminoacyl tRNA synthase complex-interacting multifunctional protein 2-like. Gene Ontology annotation, cellular component: aminoacyl-tRNA synthetase multienzyme complex. The record is from RefSeq and is a predicted model, not a curated record. Lineage: Eukaryota; Metazoa; Priapulida; Priapulimorpha; Priapulimorphida; Priapulidae. The coding region runs from base 244 to 945 and encodes 233 amino acids. The transcript has 4 exons.
GAUUUCCUCCAUCAUACCGGGUACACCCAUGCUAACACAUCUGCGGGAUAGGCCCACUAAUAAUGACCAGAGCAGAUUACACCAACAGAUGACGAAGAGACGCGAACAAACAAACAACGGGAAAGCGUACGAAAUCAGACCGGACGGGGAGCAAGUGGAACUGAGGUUGAGGAGAUUACCAGUAGGCAGGAAUCCAUCCUAAAUCAACUAACAGCACUUCGCAGUCGGGUGGAUGAACUGAAGAUGACAAUAAAUACAGAACCUGCAGUGAAUGUGGAUAUGGUGCCAGCAGUGAAACAGGCCUCAUGCGAGUCAGGACAGUUUCAACAUGAUCCAAUCGAUUCAGUGAUCACCAUGAACCCAGCCAGGCCAGCCCUCUCCGCCCUUGUUAUCUGUCAGCUGCUGCGGAGUCAGGAGCCUGUCAACAUAUCCACGCAUACUCAUUCGAACGUGACAAUGAAAGCCCCGGAUUUGACGGCCACGUUCGGCGGAAACGGACUGAAUCUCGCCGCACCGGUGGAGUGCGGAGUCAGAAUCACGCUCGUGUGGAAAAACGUGGAGCGGGCCACGCUGAUGGCGAGUCCGCAGGCGCGACGCACCGUGCACGGUGAGUCAAACAUCUGCCGCUACCUUGCACGACACCUCCCAAUGAACCACGAUCGCCACGACGCCGUCACGGCAACCGAGGUUGACCAGUGGAUCGACACUGCCGCCGCGCUCACCGCGGGAUCGAAGAAGGAAAUCGCUGCCGUCGUUCGCUCGCUGAACGCCCGGCUGGGUGCGAAUGCGUGGUUGGCCGGCGGAGAUAUGUCGGUAGCCGACGUUGUCAUGUGGGGUAGCUUGUAUCGAGCGGGUCAAGUCGCUGAUGCUCCAAAUAAUGUCAAGAAGUGGAUAAAAUCUUGUGAGGUGAAUCCAGCUUUUGCUAGUGUGAAAUGUUUAGCGUGAGGUUGGCGUAAUAAAUUUGCGUUCAGUCGAGUGACAAAAUCGUUUCGAUGCUAUUUAUUUGAUCGCAAUGUUUGUUUCUAUUCUGGAGUAUUUGCUCAGAGAGCUUCACACACCUCUCUGUGUUAUUGUUAUAGAAAUAAAACAUCUACAUGAGAAAAACUAUGGCACAUUUUAUAUUUUCAUCUUCGGCGAAAAGUUGAGAAGGUUUGUGAAGGUUGAGUUAGACCUUUAUGAAUGAUUGCAUUGAAAUGAUCUUUUUAUUAUAACCAGAACGUAUCAAAUUUCGUUUUUAUAGUAUAUUCAUAUGAUGAGGUCUACCCAUAUAAAUCUUGUGUGUUACAUCAUACAAUUGGCCACAGAUCAGUAAAUAAUCUUUUCACUUGUGCAAAAUACAUUUUGUCGCCAUUCA